This is a messenger RNA of Salvelinus namaycush (lake trout), 2391 nucleotides long. RefSeq names its product cadherin-8-like. Gene Ontology annotation, biological process: synaptic transmission, glutamatergic; calcium-dependent cell-cell adhesion; cell-cell junction assembly. The transcript has 11 exons. The record is from RefSeq and is a predicted model, not a curated record. Bases 1 to 2391 code for a protein of 796 amino acids. Lineage: Eukaryota; Metazoa; Chordata; Actinopteri; Salmoniformes; Salmonidae. Gene Ontology annotation, cellular component: synaptic cleft; axon terminus; catenin complex. Gene Ontology annotation, molecular function: cadherin binding; calcium ion binding.
AUGCCCAAACGGUCCGAGGAGAUGCUGACAGACGUGUGGACUUCCUUGUUGCUUGUGUGGAUUACGUGUGUUCCUUAUACAUCCAUGACCCCCAUCAUCAGCCAGUCCAAAAGUUUACAAACUGGUUCCACUGCAAUCCUACGUGGCCUCGUCGAAGGACAAAGAAUACUUAGUCGAGCCAAGAGAGGAUGGGUUUGGAAUCAAAUGUUUGUGUUGGAGGAGUUCUCUGGACCAGAUCCAAUUCUAGUUGGCAGGCUACACACAGAUUUGGAUGUUGGCAGCACACCAAUAAAGUAUGUCCUGGCUGGCGAAGGGGCGGGUACCAUCUUUGCCAUCAAUGAGAUUACGGGAGAUAUUCAUGCCAUGAAGAGACUGGACAGAGAGGAGAAGGCAGAGUACACUCUUACAGCACAAGUCACUAACAGAGACACCGAUCAACCCCUGGAACCGCCCUCGGAGUUCAUCAUAAAAGUGCAGGAUAUCAACGACAAUCCGCCACAGUUCGUUGAAGGCCCCUACCGGGCCUCUGUCCCAGAGAUGUCUCAAGUGGGUACCUCAGUCACUAGGGUGACGGCAACAGACGCAGAUGACCCAGUCUAUGGAAACAGUGCUAAACUUGUGUACAGCAUACUGGAAGGACAGCCCUACUUCUCCAUAGACCCCAACACUGCGAUUAUUAAAAUUGCUUUACAUGGGAUGGAUCGAGAGAUGCGAGAGGAGUACCUGGUCGUCAUUCAAGCAAAAGACAUGGGUGGUCAUAUGGGAGGGUUGUCAGGGACAACAACAGUUACUGUCACACUAACAGAUGUCAACGAUAACCCGCCAAAGUUCUCAAAAAGUCUGUACGAGUUUGUGAUCCCAGAGGAGCUUGGCAUUGGUAAACCUGGUGGCAAGGUAAAGGCAAAUGAUAGGGACAUUGGCGAGAACGCCAAAUCAACGUACAGCAUCAUUGACGGUGAUGAGAAGGACGUCUUCGAGAUCAUUACAGAUGCCCAGACUCAAGAGGGGAUCCUUCGUCUGAAGAAGCCCCUGAACUUCGAGACUAAAAAGUCAUAUACACUGAAGGUGGAGGCGGCCAACAUUCGAUUUGAUCCCAACAGUGGCGCCCCCUUCAAGGAUACAGCCACGGUGAAGAUUGCAGUGGAAGAUUCAGAUGAACCCCCUGUCUUCUCCAAGCCCACAUUUGUCCUGCAGGUGGAUGAGAAUGCCCCCAUCAACACGGUUAUAGGAACAGUCACAGCCCGCGAUCCUGAUGUCACUGGCAGUCUAGUCAGGUACUUUAUUGAUCGCCACACCGAUCUGGAGAGGCAGUUCAAUAUUAACGUAGACGAUGGGAAGAUAACGUUGGCCAAACCGCUGGACCGAGAGACAGAUGUGUGGCACAACAUCACAGUAACAGCCACUGAAAUCAGAAACCACAGCCAGAUAUCACGGGCUAUCGUGGCCAUCCGAGUGCUGGACAUAAAUGACAACGCCCCAGAGUUUGCGACGGAAUACGAGGCUUUCCUCUGUGAAAAUGGCAAACCUGGCCAGGUGAUACAGACGGUCAGUGCUGUCGACAAGGAUGACCCAAUACAGGGACACUACUUUGAAUACCGCCUCAUCCCAGAGAUGCUAAACAAUCCUAAUUUCACGAUAAAAAACAACGGAGACAACUCCAUCAGUGUUUUAGCCAAGCAUGACACCUUCCGGCGCCAGAAACAGGAGGUGUAUUUCCUGCCCAUAAUUGUGACUGACAAUGGAAAUCCUCCAAUGAGCAGCACUAACACAUUGACCAUCCGGGUGUGUGGAUGCAGCAGGGAGGGAAUAGUCCAGUCAUGCAACGUGGAGGCCUAUGUCCUACCCAUUGGCCUCAGCAUGGGAGCUUUGAUUGCCAUUCUCGCCUGCAUAAUACUACUUUUAGUUAUAGUGGUGCUGUUUGUGACGCUGAGAAGACACAAGAACAAGCCACUUAUCAUCAAAGAUGACGAAGAUGUGAGGGAGAACAUCAUCCGGUAUGAUGAUGAGGGGGGUGGAGAAGAAGACACCGAGGCCUUCGACAUUGCCACACUGCAGAACCCUGAUGGAAUCAAUGGUUACCUGCCCCGCAAGGAUAUCAAGCCAGACCUGCAGUUCAUGCCAAGGCAGAGUGGUGGUCCUAACGGUGUGGAUGUGGAUGAGUUCAUCAAUGUCAGACUCCACGAGGCGGACAACGACCCCACAGCCCCUCCCUACGACUCAAUUCAGAUCUAUGGCUAUGAGGGCCGGGGCUCCAUUGCUGGGUCCCUGAGCUCCCUCGAGACUGCAUCCUCAGACUCAGACCAGAACUAUGACUACCUCAGAGAGUGGGGUCCGCGUUUCAGAAGACUUGGGGAGCUCUACUCAGUGGGUGAAAGUGAUAAGGAGACUUGA